Strongylocentrotus purpuratus (purple sea urchin) is the source of this 4764-nucleotide messenger RNA. Its product is annotated as actin-related protein 2/3 complex subunit 4. The record is from RefSeq and is a predicted model, not a curated record. Bases 71 to 577 code for a protein of 168 amino acids. Gene Ontology annotation, biological process: Arp2/3 complex-mediated actin nucleation; actin filament polymerization. The transcript has 6 exons. Gene Ontology annotation, cellular component: Arp2/3 protein complex; actin cytoskeleton. Gene Ontology annotation, molecular function: actin filament binding. Lineage: Eukaryota; Metazoa; Echinodermata; Echinoidea; Camarodonta; Strongylocentrotidae.
GUUGGACAGGCAUUUCGUGCUUGAUGACCGGGCGUUUCCGAUCCUGGCAGUGUAGGAAGUGCGAUAAAAGAUGGCUGCAACACUGAGACCAUACCUUAAUGCUGUGAGGUCAACAUUGACCGCUGCUAUGUGCCUAGAAAACUUCUCUUCACAAGUUGUAGAAAGACACAACAAACCAGAAGUAGAAGUCAGGAGUAGUAAAGAAUUAUUGUUGACACCAGUAUCAGUGAGCAGAAAUGAAAGAGAGAAGGUUCUAAUAGAAGGUUCAAUCAACUCGCUCAGAAUAAGCAUCGCCAUCAAGCAGGCUGAUGAAAUCGAGAAGAUCCUUUGUCACAAAUUUACCCGCUUUAUGAUGCUCAGAGCAGAUAACUUCUUCAUUCUUCGAAGAAAACCUGUAGAGGGGUAUGACAUCAGCUUCCUCAUCACAAACUUCCACACAGAGCAGAUGUUGAAACACAAGCUGGUGGACUUCAUCAUCCAGUUCAUGGAGGAGAUCGACAAGGAGAUCAGUGAGAUGAAGCUCAGUGUGAACGCUCGUGCUAGGAUUGUCGCAGAGGAAUUCCUUAAAAGGUUUUGAGGAAUGCCACACCUUAGCUCUUCUUCAUGUCUUUUAUACACCAAACCAUUCAGAGUCUGGCUCCCAGGACCCCCGAUGUACAAUACAUUCCUUGGACAAGGGCAACUUUUUUUACACCUUGUACUCUGACUUUAAAUACUCUACCAAAAAAAAAAGAAGCACCAAAAGUUAGAUGAAACUUCAUUUCAGUUUAGUCUUUUGUUUAAAUGAGGUUCAGCAUUGCCAUUUUAGGUUCUCUGUCUUCUUUAUUCGCUUCCACUCAAUUGUCUGUUCUCUCUUUCUCAUUGAAUGAUCACUUAUCUCUUGUGGUCUCUAUCUUAUGUUCACUCAUUCAUUCAUUCAUUAAGUUUGUCUUACAUUCUCUGUCUCUUUCUAUUUGAGUUAUAAAGGGAUGGAUGCCAUUAAAUAAGAAGCCCUAGGAAUGCUCAUCAACCUGUGUCUUAUAUUGAGCCACAGUAGUGUAGUGGUACGAUACUUAGCCAUUCAAGUUACAAGAUAAAGGGGCCAGUAUCAUAUUUAGGUGAUAUAAUCAUAAUAGAAUUUUCUUUAUUAGCAUAGAAAAUGUACAUUUUUGUCAUCUUAAACAUAGCAUAAUGAAUUCUAGGAAAAUGUGGUGAAAGAAUUAAUGAUUUAAUGAAUGAAAGAUUUAUUUAUAGACUAUGUAUGAAUCUGAAUGCCCAUACUUAUGUUUUUGUUUGUUAAUGUGUUACUGUAUUGUUUCCUUUUUUAUUGUGGUGCUUUGGAAAAGCUUCCUUUAAACCAUGCCGUGAAAGUUUCUUCUCCGUAUGCAUUAUGGAAGAAAGUUAUAAAGAACAAAUACAGCAACCAUUUCGGUAAAUCUAUACUUAGACAUGAAGAAAAUAAUCUGCUAUUAAAUUUUCAUCUUCUAUAAAUAAUGGUUGAGAUCAUUCAACCCUUGCAAUACGCACCAGGAAUAUAUUUGAAGCCCAGUCUUUUAAUUCCAUUUGUAAUUGAUAAGUAAAACAAAAUAUUUAAAAAGUAUGAUUUUGCCAGUUUCACUCAUGUACAAAGAUUUUUUUCUUUUCUUUUUUCAUUUUUCCUAUAAACUCAGAUAAGAAUGUAAAGAAUCAAAGCAUGCAAGUUUCUCAUUAUAGCCAGUAUAUCUAAAAAAAAAUGAAUGAAAGACUUUGAAAUGACUUUGAAUAAAUGUGAUAUUCUAGGUGAUAUACAAAGGAAGCAUAUUUCCUUUUCUCGUAAUAAGUUGCACUAAAUAAAAGCUUGUAGACAUGAAGAUUGUUUAAGAGGAAUAUGUUAACUGAUUUCCUAUGAUGGGAUGAUAUGUUAAUGUAUUACGUCUAUGGAAAUGGGAAAAUUAAGUAGUCUAAGGGUUAAGAAAUAUCUUUAUUGCAAAAUCUAUUUGAUCUUGUAUUGAAAAAAUGUAUGGCAAAAUAAUUGUUCAAAUAUGCUUUUUAACAUUUGCAGACUACAGGAAUUUGCAAACCUUAGAUGUUAAAGCCCCACUGCACUACUUAUAGCUACUUGCGCCCUCUAUAUAGCAAACAAUGCCUAAUCGGUGACCAUUGGUCCCCAUGGUUCCCUUUUUCUUAUGUUAAUUGAGAGCCGAUUUUAUGAGAUAACCACCUACCAGUGACCGUGCAGGGGGUUCUAAUCCCUCGGGCCAAACUAGUGCAGAGGGGCUUUAAGGGGAAGAAUACAUUUCCUUUUCAGUGUUCUGGGUAGGGAAUGAAAAUGUAAAUGUAGAAAGAAAAGACAGUUUUUUCUUAUCCCUUCUUGUCAAUAUGCAAUUAUAAUCAUGAUUGCCAUGAUGUAAAUCUUACUUCAAUGAGUUUUAUUGUACAUAGAUAGUGUAGUAUGGAUUAUUUUGUACUUAAAAUCUAAAGUCAUCUGUUAUUAGCUCCAGGAUGCAAUGGUACAGGGAGUGGGAUUGGAAAUGGGAGAUUUGGGAUAAAAACGUCUGUGUCAUGUACUCUUGUUUAUUUGGAAUCUACUCUCACAGUUCUAUCAUUUGAGCAAAUGAGGUGAAUCAGUUUCUAUUUGGUUUACGUACAAACAGCAAGACUGGAGAUUGUGAUGUAGAGAUCAAGUCACUGGGCAAGUCCAUAGUAUCUAAUAUUUUGAUAUAGGUGACUUUCUUGAUGUGCAAGUCCUACAAGAGCUUGGAUCAGACUGAUUUUAGAGUAAUAUACCAAUUUGAAUAAUGUCAACUGAUGAUCAUGAUAUGACAAUACUUGGUAACAUGUGGGAUACAAGAUGACCUUUGGUCUUGCCCUACUCUAUCUGGAAGAAAUACUUCACUUCUUUUCAUUAUUAACAUGAGCAAAUUAAACUUUAGUUACACUCUUAUGCAUGAUUUUCCUUUUUUUCAAAUAGAAAAACGUGUAUAAAUAAUCUCUUUGUUUUCUGUGCGCCAUUUUGCACUUUAAAGAAUGGGCCUGUGAUUGUAGUACCACAAUACUCUGCUUUCUAAGCUGUAGUGCGUGUAUGUGGAUGGGAAAAGAAGGAAAAUGAAGUGGAAAAUGUAGACUUUUGUUUAACUGUAAAAAGUGCCUCUCAUUGGUAUAGGCAGACCUUUCAACUUUCGACUCGAGCCAAAAAAACAUUUUUUUCAGGAUGUAUAUUUGUGUUUUGUACAUCGUAAUUACUAGUUAGACAACCUCUUUUCAGUGAAGAUGCAAUUGAUUUGAUCAUCACUUACAGUUUUGUCAUUUCUCAUAAAAAUAGGCAUACCAUGAUUGAACUGUCUGUAUUUCUUCACCAAUUGUAGCUUUCAAAUAUUGUUUCCUGUAUCUAAACAUGUUUAUUCUUACAAAUGUAUUGUAGCAUGGAUAAUUGAUUGACGUGUAUACAGGCCAUAACUCUGUUCUUGUGAGGACCUCCAAAUUGGAUGAUUGGUAUGCAAAAUGAUGAAUGAAAAUUCCAGUUUUAGUGAAACAAUAAAUUAUACUGUGAUGAGCAUUAAAACAGUAUUUUAGGUAUGAUAUAUGGUGAGACAUCUCUUCCCUCUUUAAAAUAUACUGAUAAAACAUUCUUCAGCAUAAUUAUAUUUUAAUUUUCCAUGUCGAUAAAAAAAAGCAAGUUGAUUGAAUGGAAAAAUUACUGCUUGCUGGUGACAUAUUGCCAAAUUUGAAUCUUGUAAGUGCAGUUCACUGGUAAGUCAGUGAUAAGUAACUCAAUGUUACAUAAUAACAAUUUGGACUAAGGAAUGUAAUGCUAAGAAAAUUAAGAUAUGGAGAUAUGUGUCUUUUUUGUAAUCCUAACCCUUUACUUUGAAAGAUCUGUUUAGCUGUAGUUAUUUUCCUUGCAUCCUCGCUUUUUGAGGAGUUGUUAUGAUGGUCAUUCAGUUACAAACAAAGCAAUACUCGUGGGAUUAGUCAUGGUAUUUUUUUGUUUCUUAUCAAAGUGAAGAAUCUUGGAAAACUCUUUGCACUUGAGAGAAAUUGCUCUCAAAUGUGCUCCCUUCAUACAUUUUUAAUAAUAUUUGUAUUAAUUAGGUCCAUGGGUAAAUCCUGACUUUGAUGAUGGAAAGGUAUUGUCAAAAGAUUAAAUAAAGAAUGGCUAUAUGAGUUAGAAUACUUCUGGAGGAAGUAAGAAUUUUUUUGAAUAAAUUAAAUCUAGAAAUAACAGGAUAUUAAUGUUAUGAUCCAUACAUUUGGUGUAAAGAAUUGAACACCAUACAUCUAAUGUAGUAGGAAAACUAGUUUUUGUGUUUCAUCCCGCUCCCAUAUCUUUGAAAAUAUAUCAUACUUCUAUGAAUUCCAGAACAUUCUUUUCACUAACCAUGUCAAAAAAAAAGUAGUAGUUCAAUUGCAUGCAUUGUUCCAGCACAUUAUGCUAUUUUCAACCCUGCAUGCUAUUUAAACGAUGACUCAAAUAAUCUCCCAUAAUGAUUUCCAGUAAGUCUGGAGGUAAAGGACUUACAGUGACAUGGCAAAUGUUUGAGGCAACUUGUCAAUUUUUUGUUGUGCCAUUUAAUAUCUCAUUGAGUCCUGUUAUAAUCAUGUAUAAAUGUAUGUAGAGGUUUUGUUCAGCUGUAUGUUUUUUUUUCUUCAGUUGUGAAAUUUUCUUUGAAAGAAAAUAAUUUGUAGAGAUCUAUUAUGUAAUCUUUUUUUGAUCAAGGAAACUGGAAGAUGGUUUGCUUUUUUUGAAUCAUGGUAUUAUUAUAUACAGAGUUAUUAAAAUACAUCUUUGCACAUACACACGAAAAA